Messenger RNA from Oreochromis aureus, 1298 nucleotides. RefSeq names its product E3 ubiquitin-protein ligase RNF14-like. Gene Ontology annotation, cellular component: ubiquitin ligase complex; cytoplasm. The transcript is spliced from 4 exons. Gene Ontology annotation, biological process: ubiquitin-dependent protein catabolic process; positive regulation of proteasomal ubiquitin-dependent protein catabolic process; protein polyubiquitination. The record is from RefSeq and is a predicted model, not a curated record. Gene Ontology annotation, molecular function: zinc ion binding; ubiquitin protein ligase activity; ubiquitin conjugating enzyme binding. Lineage: Eukaryota; Metazoa; Chordata; Actinopteri; Cichliformes; Cichlidae. The annotation marks the transcript as partial.
UCCUUCAGCCUCACCUGCAGCUGGCUGACUCGCACACAGUUGGCUGCACUGUGUGCUCAUCUCGGUGAUCUCUAUGAGGCCACUGGGGGCGCUGUGGUGCUCUUUUCCUGGGUGCAGUUUCUCAGAGAAGACGCUCUGAGGUUCCUGAACAUCCACAGUAAGCUGGAUCUUCCUCCUGAUGAACGCAGCACCCUGCAUUAUAACCAGGACCAACACGAUGCUGAACCCUCAGGACCAAAGAACAAUUCAGAGCCAGAGUUCUCUGUACCAUCCUCGGAAGUUCAGGAGAAUCCUUCUGACGGGAGCCGCACAGACUCUCAGGGAGCUUCGGCUUUAGACUCCUGCAAGCAUGACCAGAAGGAUUUGAACUCUCACCAGAGCCAGAGUGAUCUAACCUCAGAUUAUCAAAGAGCUCUUUCUCCAGAGCCUGCACUCCAAAACCAAACUGCACACACUCCAGAUGUGACAAUCCUCCAAGCCUCAGAGUUUAAGGUUGAUCCCCAGGAUGAUCUUUCUUCAUCUGCAGAGAAAUCCAAGCAUCAUCAAAGUGUCCGGGGAGUUUUCUUAAAUGAAGGAGAUGCUUCUCUCUCAUCGCUGCUUCCCUCUACCUCCUCAGGCACGUUAGAUCCAAGUGAACUUGGAGCUGCUUCUCUGCCGGUCCACCCCACAGAUUCUCCUCAGAGUGAAGAGCAAACCCUCUCUGGUCUCUUUUUAACUCCAUCACAGACUCUGCUGUCCCACAUUUUGAUCUAUAAUGCGGCCCAGAAACAGAAAGUGUUUGCCACCACCGUCUUUGACUGCGGGGUUUGUUUUAUGGGCCGACUCGGGUCCGAGUGCGUGAAGCUGUCACCGUGUGGCCACGUCUUCUGCCGGGCCUGUCUCUGCGAGUUCUGUACGGUUCAGAUCACAGAGGGGAACGUCCGGGGUGUCACCUGUCCUCAGGCAGACUGCGCUGGUGCUCCUACACCUGCACAGGUGCAGAGUCUGGUAGGGGAGAAGCUGUUUGACCGCUAUGACCGUCUCCUGCUGCAGAACACUCUGGACAGCAUGUCUGAUGUGACGUACUGUCCUCGAACAUCCUGUGGCUCUGCUGUGAUUUUGGAGAAGUCCAGCAAGGCAGCGCUUUGCUCUGCGUGUGGCUUUGCCUUCUGCGUCAUAUGCAGAAAAACCUACCAUGGAACGGGGAAGUGUGAGACCAAGAAAAAAUAUGCUGAAAGAUAUAUAAUAGACCUGCCACAGUCACAAGGUACACAGAUAUAUGCUGUGUGACCACAAAGAAUAAUAAAAAUGACAACAUC